AUGUUGUUCACCCGUGCUUUGAUCACCUCCGCCUUCGCCAUGGCCACCACGGCUCUCCCCAAGGCCGCCCCCAGUGCAACCUCCAGCGGAACAGCCGCCAGCUCCAGUGCGAGUUCCGGCGCCAGCUCCGGCGGCGGCGGCGGCGGCGGCGUUCAGAUCGUCAACAAUCUGAACACAACGGUCUACUUGUGGUCCACGGCCAGCGAUGCCGGCAGCAUGCAGAAACUCAACUCCGGCGGCGGCACCUACUCCGAGGACUGGCAGACCAACUCCGACGGCGGCGGCAUCUCCAUCAAGAUGUCGACCUCGCAGAGCGAGGACAGCGUGCUGCAGUUCGAGUACACCACCAGCGAUGACGACCUCUACUGGGAUCUGUCGUGCAUCGAUCUCGACUCUAGCUCGGCCUUCGUCUCCGCCGGCUUCUCCGCCAGCCCCGACGACUCCAGCUGCUCCUCCGUCUCUUGCUCGGCAGGAGAUAGCAACUGUGCCGAAGCCUACCAGCAGUCCGACGACAAGGACACCAACAGCUGCUCGUCCAGCUCCGCAUUCACCGUGACUCUGGGUUAA
Aspergillus melleus is the source of this 567-nucleotide messenger RNA. RefSeq lists its product as uncharacterized. Bases 1 to 567 code for a protein of 188 amino acids. Lineage: Eukaryota; Fungi; Ascomycota; Eurotiomycetes; Eurotiales; Aspergillaceae. The record is from RefSeq and is a predicted model, not a curated record. The transcript has a single exon.